AUGUCCAACCCCUACCAUCACCGUCCACUGCCAGACUACUUCAUCUCCUCCCCGCUCCUCGCCCUCCUCUACCCGCUCCAUCAGCUCCUCCUCCGCAUCCGGGGAUCUCCCCGACCAUCACCCCCCAACGCUCGGCCGAUCCGCGUCGUCUGUAUCUCCGACACCCACACCCUCGAGUGGCCCGACAUACCCGAUGGCGACCUCUUGAUUCACGCCGGCGACCUGGCCAACGACGGCUCCGUACGCGAGAUCCAAGCCGCCGUCGACUGGCUGCGCUCGCUCCCGCACCCACAGAAGGUCGUCAUCUGCGGCAACCAUGACAGCUACUUCGACGUGCGGUCGCGCUGCGAGGAAGAUCGUGAUGAGAAGCCCUCCUCCUCAUUUGCGGCGGUUUCCGCGUCCACAGCCUCCAUCCACUCCCUCGACGAGACCGCGUCCUCGCGCAUCGACUGGGGUGACAUCCACUACCUCCAGCACUCCGCCGUAACACUGUCCUUCCCCAGCGCGACAGACUCAUCCUCGACCUCGUCAACAACACCGCUCACAAGCUCAAGCUCGCGCGCGCGCGAACUCACCAUCUACGGUGCCCCGCAAAUCCCCGCGCUCGUCCCCUUCGGCCCCGAGCACGCCUUCACAUACCCGCCACACCACGACGCCUGGUCGCGCACCGUCCCGUCCGACACAGACAUCCUGGUCACGCACACCCCCCCACAAGCACAUCUGGACAUGUCCCCAGUCUACUCAACCGGCUGUCCGAAUCUCCUCGCUGAAGCGUGGCGCGUGCGGCCCGCGCUACACGUCUUCGGGCACAUCCACAACUCGGCAGGCCGGGAACCCAUCUUCUGGGACGAAGCGCAGCGCGCGUGGGAGCGCCUGUGUGCGUCGAGGCGCCCCCGUGCAAAGUACGGUCGUCUUAUGGCGUUGACGGGCUUCUUCCGGGACCUGUUCGAUCCGUCUGGUUGGGCUGAUGCGGCCCGAGUUGUGUUGUACGGUGUGCUGGGCGUGGUGUGGUCGAGGGUCUGGGGAGGCGAGACGCGGGACGGGGGAUGGAUGGUGAAUGCGGCAUGCAUGUAUCGCAGUAGCGGGAGACUGCGGAAUCCGCCGCAAGUUAUUGAACUUUGA
Molecule: messenger RNA, 1122 nt
Organism: Penicillium canariense
Lineage: Eukaryota; Fungi; Ascomycota; Eurotiomycetes; Eurotiales; Aspergillaceae
Product: metallophosphatase domain-containing protein
Exons: 1
Coding region: 1-1122 (373 amino acids)
Molecular function (GO): hydrolase activity
Source: RefSeq, a predicted model, not a curated record